Molecule: messenger RNA, 826 nt
Organism: Aspergillus welwitschiae
Lineage: Eukaryota; Fungi; Ascomycota; Eurotiomycetes; Eurotiales; Aspergillaceae
Exons: 4
Source: RefSeq, a predicted model, not a curated record
GAGUGCACUCUCCAGCAGGCUUUAGCGUUGAGUUGCCACAUCGCCGAAAGUGAAGUGGUCCAGAUCUUGUUGCCCGUGUUAAAGUGCCUUCAGUUCUUACACGGCCAGUCGAGGGAGCUAGCCAGCCUCACUCCUCGAGAUAUCUUGUUCACCGAAGAGGGUGAAAUAAAGAUCGCGGGUAUUGAGAACAGUCGCCAAAUCGACCAAGUCGACCCUUCCCGUGUCGACGCAAUGGCUUCUACUUUCAAUGCUCUCCGGUCGAUUCUCGAUAAGAUCAUGCAAAAUAAUGGAUCCAAAUUCACCUGGAGCCAGGAGAUGCAAAGCUUUGAAUCGGCGCUGGCCAAGAGCAACUCCGCGCGGUGUCUGGACAAUCUAUUGCAGCACGCCUUUUUUGGACAAGUGACCGAGGAGGGAAGCCUGAAGUUACUGGUAGAGUUGGUGAACGAAACCAUUUUCCACGAAGUCCAAGUUCGGCGCGAGGGCACUCUUGCCAGGGCAAGGCCACUAGGGAAGCUUGCGACGCCGUCUACAACAUAGGUGGAUGUCAAUGCAGUAGCAUCAAAUAUGCAGUUGUAUUAUGGAGGCUUUUGGACCAGGGUUGCAGAUAGCUCGUGUAAAGAUUUUCAAAGCGCGUGCCUCCCUAGUAUCUAGCCUAGCAUGCCUAUCUCCGCACCACUAGCCUAGGCACAAUACAUCUGACAAGUCAAACUCUGGCAAUUGUUCCAACCAAGUGCUUCGUAGUGUACUGUAUACCCGAAACAGAACGAAUAAACGGAAGAGGGCGCCAUCGUCACUUUAAGGAUUCAAAACAUGAUCCGAGUGGUUG